AGGCGUUCCGUCGCAGCGGGGCAGGCCGCCUCGGGGGCGGCCCCGGGCCGCGGCCGGGUGUGUGUGCACAUCGGGGCGCGCGUCCCGGCCAGAGCGGCCGCGCGCCCCGCCGGCCAUGGGGCGGGGCGGCCUGCAGGGCGAUGAGAUGUCCGUGAAGCAAGCACCUGAAGGUGUUUGCCGGCGGGCUGCCGAACUCCGUGUCGGAGCGGCACCUGGGGGACCACUUCGCGCGGUACGGGCAGAUCGUGGCCGUGAACACCGUGGCCCCGAAGGAGGACGGCAAGGCGAUGUUCGGCUUCGUGACCUUCAAGUACGCCGCGGACGCGGACUGCGCCGUCGUGGACCCGCAGCACUUCUCGGGCGUCUCGAGGCCACUCGAAAUGGGCUUCGCGCGGAAGAAAGGCAAGGACCAGGCCAACCCUGCCGUGGCCGACGCCGACGCCUGCAAGGUGUUCGUGGGCGGCAUCGGCGACAGGGACAGCGAGGAGGACGUCGGCGACUUCUUCUCGCAGUGGGGCCUCGUGACGCUGAUAUACCGCGACCGGGACGGCUGGAGCUUCGUCCACUACGCCACCAAGGAGGGGGCGAAGAGGCUCCUGGAGGAGACCACCGUCGUCUACCAGCGGAGGCGCCUCGACGUCAAGCCGAGCGAGUCGAAGAAGGUGAUGGGCGACGACGAGAAGGACGACCUCGUCCGCCGAGCCAUCGCCCGACACUUCCACAAGAAGGGCCAGCCCGCCCUGCCGCCGGCCGGGUACUACCCGCCCCCCGGCGGCUACCCCCCGCCGGCCUACCCGGGCUACCCGCCGCCUCAGGCGUCCUACCCCCCGCCUCAGCAGGGCGGCUACCCCCCUCCGGCCUACCCAGGCUACCCCCCGCAGCCGCAGCAGGGCGGCUACCCCCCGCCGCAGCCGCAGGGCGGGUACCCGCCGCCUGCUCAGCAGGGAGGGUAUCCGCCGCCGCAGCAGCAGGGAGGGUACCCGCCGCCGCAGCAGCAGGGCGGCUACCCCCCGCCGCAGCAGCAGGGCGGGUACCCGCCGCCUGCUCAGCAGGGAGGGUAUGCGCCGCCGCAGGGCGACCCCUACGGCCAGCCCCACCAGCAGGCGGCGCCCGCGCAGCCGCCCGCGGCGGCCACGGACCCGUACGGGCGGCCGCUGCCCGCGCUGCCCGCGGUGCCGCACGGGCAGCCCCCGCCGGGGGCGGACCCGCGCGGGGGUUACGGGCAGCCGCCGCCGGGCGGCGAGGCCGCGCCGCCCGCCGGCGCCUACGUCGCCCAGCCGCCCGCCGACCCGUACGCGCGGCCCCCCGCCGACCCGUACGCGCGGCCGCCGGACGGCGGGUACCGGCCCUACUAGGCCGCCGCCGCGGCCGGCGGGCCGCCGCAGGGGUGGCCGUGAGGGGCCCCGCGGCGGGCGGCCCCGGCGGGCGGCCCCCCCGGCGGCGCGGCCACCGGUCGGAGAGCCGCGCCGUCCUGUGGCGGGGCCCGGUUUCACCGGGGGGAGGGCCCCAGUCAGAUGAGGAGUUGGAGGAGGGAGGCCUUGGCUGUGACUGGCAUGAGGCCCCCCUGGCUGUGGCACAGCAGAGAGAGGUAGGGCUAUUAGACGUCCGGCGGUUGGCCCUUGCCGGAGUUGCCUCCCAUAGGCGCCGCGAU
This is a messenger RNA of Prorocentrum cordatum, 1651 nucleotides long. Lineage: Eukaryota; Dinophyceae; Prorocentrales; Prorocentraceae. The record is from the annotation of a GenBank genome assembly.